Molecule: messenger RNA, 1014 nt
Organism: Cyphomyrmex costatus
Lineage: Eukaryota; Metazoa; Arthropoda; Insecta; Hymenoptera; Formicidae
Exons: 2
Coding region: 1-1014 (337 amino acids)
Biological process (GO): DNA catabolic process
Cellular component (GO): cytoplasm
Molecular function (GO): 3'-5'-DNA exonuclease activity; nucleic acid binding
Source: RefSeq, a predicted model, not a curated record
AUGAACAUAGAUUCAAUUUCGGAAUUGAUCCCUAACACAAUUCUCACUAAAAAUGAACUCCAAGAUAUCAGCAUGUGUAAAGUAGUACUGUUUGACUUAGAAACAACUGGAUUAUCUAAAAAUGAUGAAAUAUCCCAAAUAGCAGCUUAUACGAAAGAAUCUAGCUAUGAUAUGUACAUUAUUCCUUCAAAGGGUAUAUCGAAAGGAGCGUCAGCAGUAACAGGGCUUCACGGUUUAAACGGUGAACUAUACUUAAGGGAAAAUCGAGUGCAAGCCGUGUCAGCUAGUCAAGCUUUUCAGCAAUUUUUACAAUAUCUGGAUAAUUUCAAACGACCAAUUAUUCUUGCGGCACAUAAUGGAUUCAGAUUUGACACUCCAAGAAUAAUGAAACUAGCAUGUGAAGUCAGAUUGAUUGAUCAAUUCAAAACAUUGAUCACUGGUUUUGCAGACACUUUACAUAUUGCACGAAAAUUGCUUCCAGAACGAAGGAAAAAUAAAUUAAAGUUUUCUAUAGAAGCACUUGCUACAGAAUUUGUUCCUAGUCAGAAUCUGGAAGCAUUGCAUAAUGCUACAGAUGAUGUAAUAACAUUACAAAAAAUAUUAGAUGCAGUGGGUAUAACUGAUGAGAUAAUAAAAAAAAAUACGAAAACCAUCCAGCAACUUUUACAAGAAGAGAGAAAUGAGACAACAAUAUCAACUAAUAAGGAAUCUUUAAAACUGUUCAAAGAAAAUAUAUCGGCAUCCAUGAUAAAUAAGAUAGCUAAAGCUGGUUUAAAUAAACUAAUGUUGCAACAAGCUUUCGAAAAAGGUGGCUGUGAAGAAACAAUAUGCAAAGUGCACAACACCUUUACGGAGGCGGAAUUCGAUGCUAUAGUGGCUUAUAUGCUAUCGGAGUGGCUUCGGUUCGCCAAACAACGAACUGGACGCCAGACGCAAAAAAAAGCAGCAAUGUUAGCAGUACCAACGGCACCAGCAGCACAAAUAGCACCAAUAGCAGAAAAAAAUAACAACUGA